GACUACGGUACGGCCCCUUGACCCCAAAAGGUGUUUGAUGACGUUCCGUGUUGAAUGGAGAACAGUCUAGAGAUGAGCUGAGAAACGACAAUAUGGAAGAACCGGAUGAAAAUUCGGACUUCGAUGAUUUGUUUUUGCCAUUUGCACUGUCCAGAGUGUUACAUAAACAAGGCAUUCAGUCAUCUAGCAAUCAAACAGGUUUUGAAACAAGUGGAGAAUAUGUUGACAUUGUGCUCGACGACGACAACUCUAGCGAAGCCGGAGAUGGCCGGGGGAAAAAUGACCCCAGUCCGCUGGACGUGCUUUCUGAAAGUGGUGACCCGUCGUCUCUUUGCCCAUCCCCUUCACCUCUUUCAUCCGUCAACCCUUCUGAUUCUCAGCCAGACUUUUCAGACCUGAGGCAGGCAAAUUCUUCUUCUUGCCAACAUUCUAAUAUUUUAGAGAAAUUGGACAGCUUUGACAGUGUGGAAACGGAUAAAGAUGGUGAUGAAUUGCGUGAUAGGAAAGAUUCCAUUUUGGACGGUCUGUUGUGUGAGAUAUAUGACAGGUGUCAUGCAAGUACAAGGCCAAGUGUCGAUAGUGAUGGAUUUACAGAGUGUUCUUCUGAUGGAGCUUAUCUUAGCAGUAAAGGAGAUAGCUUUCAAGAGUCUUCAAGAUUACCAAGAGCCUUGUUGAAUGCUAAAUCAACCAAUGAGCUUCUAGACAUGGUAAGAGAUCUUCAGCAUGGCACCGCUGUCCUGUCAGGAAGGCUCAUCAAACAGCUAAAGCGAAGAGAUCGUUACCUGGCCAAAAGACAGAAGAACCAGGAUGUACUCACAGCUAUGCUUCAAGCUGUUUCUCAGAAGAGAAGAGUGGAUGCCCAGCUAAGGUUUAGUAUCGAGCCACUACCAGGGAAGAAAGCAUUUAGACAGUGGUAUGAUGCAUUAAGAGCAGUGGCUCGUCUUCCAUUUGGUCUACCCCGUGAGUUACGCAAGGCAGUGUGGUUGAGCCUAGCAGACAAGCAUAUCAAGCAUCUUAAAUUAGAUUGGGAGAAGACAGUUAAGGUUGCAUUUAAUGAUCACUCAAAUCCUGAUGAUGACAAACUUGGUGUCCAGAUUGUUAAGGAUUUACAUCGUACUGGUUGUAGUGGUUUCUGUGGUCAAGGAGCAGAGGAAGACAGAGUAGUUCUAAAGCGAGUGCUUUUGGCCUAUGCUAGAUGGAACAAGUCUGUUGGUUACUGUCAAGGGUUUAAUGUCAUCGCUGCACUUAUUCUAGAGGUCAUGGAAAGGAUGGAAGAUGAUGCUCUUAAGGUAAUGAUUUUCUUGAUAGAUCAUGUCCUACCUGACAGCUACUUUGCAAACAACUUGAGGGCGCUGUCUGUUGACAUGGCUGUAUUCCGCGAGCUCCUACAUUUCAAACUACCUGACCUAGCACAACAUCUAGACAAGCUUCAAAAAUCAGCCAAUGAUGGUUUGUCAGGUAGCUAUGAGCCACCUUUAACCAAUGUUUUCACCAUGCAAUGGUUUCUAACACUAUUUGCCACCUGUGUACCUAAGAAGUUAGUCCUAAGAGUAUGGGAUACACUAUUCCUAGAAGGUUCUGAAGUUCUGCUCAGAGUGGCACUUGCAAUAUGGGCUAAACUGGAACAACCUUUAUUAGAGAUUAAGAGUGCUGAUGAAUUCUAUAGUCAGAUGGCUGUACUGUGUAGUGAGAUGCUGCAAGAUCAGCUCAUUGAUGGAGAUGAUCUUGUUAAGACGAUUUACUCAAUGGCAUCAUUCCCAUUCCCUCAUCUGAAUGAGAUCCGUGAGAAGUAUAUGUUCAGCAUCACCCCAUUCUCUCCUCUUGGUGGUUUGGAGAAGACUUCAACCUCAUCUGAAACCAAGUCAACUACUGUUGGUCCUAAGCGUAAGGAAGGACAGAGAGGAUACUCACAACCAUCUAGUAGUCAUGCUAGCCAGAGUGAUGAGGAAACUGAAUUUAUAGAUGAUGAAGAUCUGACCAAUAUGACAUGCUUUACAGGACUAUUUCCUCCACAGUCGCCAUAUGCUAUCACUGAUGGUAGUGAUCGUUCUGAAUCUCAAGGGUCAGCUGGAGAUGACAUCACCAAAGUUAGUCCCGGUGCAUACAGUACAAGCUCCGAAGACCUUACCCUCCACUCUGCUGCCCUCAUGGAGAGGAUGACUAUGGAUGUACAGUCAUUGAAGAAACAGUACUUACGCAUACAGCGCAGGCAGAUGAGGGCGCAUGUCAUAUAUGGGCCUACAAGUAUUGCAGGCAAAAGAGCCCACAAGCCUGUAUCACGUAAGAAGAACAUAGCAGUUGCAAUCGAAAGCCCAGCAGUAGUCAACCACUUACUUGUUGGAAAAGGAGGUCUGGGUAAGAAGAAUGCCAAAAUUGCUUCUACACCUCAGAUAGCACCCCCGUCAAGAAAGAGCUAUGAUGAUGAUGAUGAUGAUGACUUUCCAAGCAAGAGAGUUCAUGUCAACACCAAACCAAAUGUAAAGCAUCUUACCUCAGACAAGGAUGAAAGUAAGAAUGAUGGAGGAAGGGAUGACAUGUCAGAACUCUCAAGUGUCUUUGAAGAUAAUGAAGAUAUAUCUGCUGUAGGUUGCCAUUCUUCAUCCCGGGAUGAUCUGACCAAGGGUCACCAGGACAGUUUGUCAAAACAAGAUGAAAAGACAUGCUCCCGAGAGUCUUUUGAGCCAGAGAUUGGUUCAUUGAUUGAUCUGGGUUGGGGAUCAGAUGGAGGAAGCCAUACCAACGAUGACCAGCAUGAAAAUGUCAGCCUUGAUACAAAUGGCAUUGAACGUGUGAUGCGUGUCAAUGAUGCCUGUGAUUCAGCAUCAUCAGAAAGUCAAGACCUUAAUGCAAAUGAUGUCACUAGCAACAGACCAAGGCAGCACCUAGACUCUGAUAAGACAUUGAAGAGUACAAGUACAGAAAGCAUUCCAAAUAGCAUGUUAGCACCAGAGUUUAAUUGCUCCGUUGCAGCAUUCAAUCCAACUCUCCCAAGCACCUCCCCAAGAAGACAAAAUUUAAAAGCAUCAGAACCAACCAGUCCCAGUCAGGAGAAACCAUGGAUAACAACCAAUGGGACUGUAGCAGACCAAAGUCAUGUGUCUGUCUCUACCAGUUGGAGACGAUGUAGUAGUGGAAGUUCCAGCUGUGAUGAGCCAACGACACCUCCUGCACGUGUGGUAUUUAAUCCCUUUCCCAAACGUUCACUUAAGAGUUCAGAGAGCAGGACAAGAACAAGGAUGAAGCUAGGUUUGUAUCCCAAAAAGACCAAUGAAAAAAGACAAGGCUAUUCUACAAGAGAUGCAUCUGCAGAACAACUUUCACAUGAUAUAGCCAGGUCCAUUCAAUUAGGUAGCUAGACUUUCAUUUUCCAUUUUUAUUAUUGAUUUAUAUUUGGUUGGGUUUACUUUUGUUCAGUUCAAUUUUUUACCAACAUAUUUUUUUAUAUAUUUAAUAUUUUUGAAUAUUUAUUUACUUAUUAUUAGGUUGACAUGAGUACAGUAGAAAUUCGGAACUGCCUUACAUCUUUUUUUUUGUUUAUUAAAUGAACAUUUUUUACCCUGAAACAUUUCAGUAGAAUUUAUUGUCAAUUUAGUUUUUAUGAGAUGAUUGGUUGUUCUUUGUUUUGAAAUGUUCACAUGAUUUUUCCCUAUGAGGUCAAACAAAAUCAGAUGAAACUUCAGAGAUGAUGAACUGUUAAUACACUAUUUGCCAUAAUUAGUCUGCAUAUUACAAGUAUAGGAGGAGCAAUAAAAGAAGAAAGCAAUAUUUCAGAAAAGCUAAGGUCAUCAGUUAAACCAUGGAUAUGAUUCCCAUAUUAUAACUUGAUGAUCCUAAACACUUUGCAUGCAUUGUUGCCGUUUCUGCUGCUGUAGUAACAGCAUAGAGCUGUAAUAUGCAACUUAUAUGUUGAUUUAUUUUUUGUAUAUUCAUUUCCAUGGUUGCAAUUUAUAGGAUCGUAUUGAGAUUUAGAAAUGAAUAAUCAUGGAUGGUGUUCUUACUGAAUUGAUAAAGUUAACCCAAGAUUAUCUUGGACCAUACCUUUUAUGGGGUACCAUUUGUCAACUUUUUUACUAAUUUAUAAUUGUUAAUUCAUUCGUACAGUGAAAUAAUCAAUUUCAUUUUGAAAAGGAAGGAAUAAUACUUUUUCUUUAGUAUAUUAUUUUGUAAUGAGUAUUGAAGAAGAGAGAUGAACCCCAAAAUUACACAGAAGUGUGGACUGAAUUUGUUGUUUCAUCUGAAGUUUCAUAUCGGCUUAGAAUGGUAUCUCAUACAUGUAAGUACAUGAAAAUAGUCAAAUGGCAAUGCACCAAAUUUACUGCCAAACUUUAAGUAAACAUUCAUGGGCAGAUGUGCAGAUCAAUCUGAGCAGAGUCAAUUUUAAUUUAAUCAUUUCUAAAAAUCUAGUGAUGUCUGAAGCAGAUUAUUGGAUGACUGUGUCUUAUUUCUUUUUCACUUGGAUGAUCGUCAGAUAAAUAGUAAGCAUUUCUGAAUAUCCAGUGGAGUGCUUUUGCUGUAGAUGUUGGUUUUCUUGAAAAAAAAUAUUUCAAAAAAUUAAUUGUAUUGUUUAUAGAGCAUGUAUUGGCAUUAUUAUUAAAGCUAAUUGAAUAAGUAAGUUUUUAAAGUAUCUGUACUAAAUGUGAUCUGCAUAUACUGUGUCUUCCUCAUUAAAUGUAGUAAACGCAUAAGAUAUACUGUAUAUAUAUGUUUUGUCUCUCUUUAUUGUCCCAAUUGUAGGUGAACUGAACAAUUUCUUAGUUAAUGAAAAUAUACACUGCUUUAAAUACAAUGGACAAUGGUCAAAACAUCUGCUUAUAUCUUAAACCAAAUUUCAUAUAAAUGAUUUAAGAAUGCUUAAAAGAGCAUUAUAAUUUAUAUAUUUAUGUUUGUUGUAACUUUCUUGAAAAAAAAAUUAUGAUCAUACAAAGAUUAGAUAAGUAGGAAGAAGAGAAACUGCUAUAUAUAUAUAUAAUUUUGCAUUUAUUUCUCUCUUGUUAAACAGGGAAUGUUAUUUGAUAUUGGAGGUUUUAUUUAGAAUUUUGGGUAGAUAACUGUAAAACUGUAAACCCCUUUUUGCUGUCAUUU
Molecule: messenger RNA, 5082 nt
Organism: Lytechinus variegatus (green sea urchin)
Lineage: Eukaryota; Metazoa; Echinodermata; Echinoidea; Temnopleuroida; Toxopneustidae
Product: TBC1 domain family member 30-like
Exons: 11
Coding region: 93-3356 (1087 amino acids)
Cellular component (GO): endoplasmic reticulum
Source: RefSeq, a predicted model, not a curated record